AUGUCCGCCACUGCUCUUGAUGACAUCGGCAAGGCCAUUUCCUCAGUGCUUCUCAGACCUGAUGAAACCGUUAAUAAGCUGUACCACAUAAACACUGUGAUAAUGACACAGAAUAAGGUUUUGGGGUAUGCCCGUGAGGCUGCUCUUGGAGCAGAGUUUGCUGUUGAACAAGUCGACACGAAGGCGUUGGUCGAAGCUGCGUGGAAGCGGUACAACGAAGGGAUACGAGACCGAGUUUCGGUGAGGGACUUUAUUACUAGAGCUAGCUAUGGCAUGGGGAAUGGGCUUUUACCAAAGACUGACAACGAAUUUCUGGGGAUUAGGCAAUGGAGCGAUGAGGAGCUCAAAGGAGAGAUAUUCAGGCGCGUUAAUGCCAAUCCGCCUGUUAGUCUCAAGGCCACGGAAGAGUAA
This is a messenger RNA of Fusarium verticillioides 7600, 411 nucleotides long. RefSeq lists its product as hypothetical. The record is from RefSeq and is a predicted model, not a curated record. The transcript has a single exon. Lineage: Eukaryota; Fungi; Ascomycota; Sordariomycetes; Hypocreales; Nectriaceae. The coding region runs from base 1 to 411 and encodes 136 amino acids.